This is a messenger RNA of Penicillium arizonense, 1581 nucleotides long. Its product is annotated as MFS transporter. Gene Ontology annotation, molecular function: transmembrane transporter activity. The record is from RefSeq and is a predicted model, not a curated record. The coding region runs from base 1 to 1581 and encodes 526 amino acids. Lineage: Eukaryota; Fungi; Ascomycota; Eurotiomycetes; Eurotiales; Aspergillaceae. The transcript is spliced from 5 exons. Gene Ontology annotation, biological process: transmembrane transport.
AUGGACUCUGCAGCAAGUGCCGGAUCGGCCAAGAGUGCCGUGGACAAGAACAAAAGCCAGAGAGACCUAUCUCCAGCUGAAAGAUCGAUCCAACAUGGCGAUACCGAUAUCUUGCAGGGGGAGAAAGUCGACGAAGCUCUAGCUGCCAAGAUGAUGCUAAUCAACGAUACCAUCGAUGAGAUUGGAUUCACUGCUCACCACUGGAAGCUAUUCUGUUUGAACGGAUUCGGAUAUGCGGUCGACUCGCUCAUUCUCUUGAUUCAGUCUAUCAUUUCGACGCAAGCUAGGCUAGAGUUUCAACCUAGCUAUGCCACGGGUCUUACAAUUGCGGUCUAUGUUGGAAUGCUGGUGGGUGCCAUAUUCUGGGGAUUUUCAGCAGAUAUAAUCGGCCGGCGCUUUGCCUUUAACUUCUCGCUAUUUGUCUCGUCGGUUUUCACUAUAGUUGCAGGGGCUUCGCCGUCUUGGGUUACACUCGGAUUGUUUGUUUGCUUGAGUGCUUUUGGCGCUGGAGGAAACUUGGUACUGGAUACUACGGUAUUCCUGGAGUAUCUGCCUAGCAGAGAACAAUGGCUAUUAACACUAAUGGCUGCGUGGUGGGGCCUCGGUCAGCUCAUUGCAGGGUUAUUUGCCUGGGCCUUUAUUCCCAAUUACUCAUGCAGCGACGCAGCCACCUGUACCCGGGCCAACAACCAAGGAUGGCGCUAUGUAUGGUAUACAUCCGGUGCCCUGGUGUUUCUUCUCUCCAUACUUCGAAUCACAAUCAUUCGACUUGAAGAGACACCCAAAUUCCUCAUCUCCGAGGGCCAAGACGAGAAAGCAGUACGAGUCCUACAAAACAUCGCCAAUAAAUAUGAUCGCCCAUGCAGUCUCACCAUUGAGCGCCUGCAAGCAUGCGGACAAAUUGUCCAAAGACGAAAGGCAGGAUCCAGCUGGUUGACACGACUGAUCUCCCCAAGCGAAGUAUUCUUCCACCUCCGUGGACUUUUUGCAACCCGCAAGAUGGGCCUAUCCACCACACUGGUGUGGUUCUCAUGGCUCCUCAUCGGUCUCGCCUAUCCACUCUACAACGUGUUUCUGCCCAGCUACCUUGCGACCCGCGGCGCCAAUUUCGGAGAAGAUAGCCCUUAUAUCACCUGGCGGAACUAUGCUAUCAACAAUACCUGCGGUAUCUUUGGUCCGGUGUUGGCGGGAUUUAUGUGUCGCUCGCCUUGGUUCUGGGGCCGUCGGGGAACUAUGAUUAUCGGCGCAGUGGUUACAAUGAUCUUCUUCUUUUGUUAUACCCAAGUCCGCACUGCUAGUCAAAAUGUUGGCUUUACGUGUGCUAUCUCAUUCUGCUUGAAUGUUUAUUAUGGCACUCUUUAUGCUUACACGCCUGAGGUAUUCCCAUCUGCUCAUCGUGGUACAGGGAACGGUGUCGCUAUUGGACUAAAUCGAAUCAUGGGAAUUGUCAGUGCCGUGGUGGGUCAGGCCGCCGAUACCAACACACCUGUACCGAUUUACAUUUGCGCCGCGCUUUACAUUGUGAUGGCAAUCGUCGCUGCGGCUUUCCCAUUCGAGCCGUAUGGCCGACGGAGUAGCUGA